UGAGCUGUUUCUUUCGCACACGGCAGUUGUCGUGGUGUUUACGUGUGACGUAGUUUUGAAAGGGAUAAAGGGAUAGAUAUUCGCAGGCACACGUUAGAGAUAACGUUUCACAUAACUUUGCGGAUCGGCUUUUCCUUUUUUCUAACAAAGCUAAGCAGCUAGCCGGGGUUUGUGAUGGUCUGCUAACGGGACCCCCCCCUUCAAAAAUAAUGAAUGAGUUAGAGAUGGCUUCUUCCGACUGGCACCUGUCCUUGAAGCUGGCGAAUCAUCCCAAAUCUACCUUCCACUUCCCGGACAUGAUGCCAGGGGAUGUUCCACCUGGAGGAUACAGGAUCUCUACUUUAAAACAACUUGUUGCGGCCCAGAUCCCAGACUCCAUCCCGGAUCCUGAGCUCAUGGAACUGGUCCACUGCGGGCGGAAACUCAAGGACGACCUCACUCUGGAUGCCUGUGGGAUUCAGUCUGGAUCCACCUUACACAUCCUGAAAAAGAUUUGGCCAGAGCCACAAAGCAAUUCAGAGCCUGUAAACAGAGCAACUGCAGCCAGGGAGUUCAGGGUGUUUCAUGCCGCUCUUCACUCCCUAAACUCGGCCUACAGAGACUCUGUAUAUAAAAUGCUGACAAAUAAAGAGUCUUUGGAUCAGAUCAUCGUGGCUACACCGGGGCUCAGGUCAGACCCAAUUGCUCUAGGGGUGCUCCAAGACAAAGAUCUCUUUGUGCAGUUCACGGACCCGAACAUGCUGGAUAUAUUGAUCAGUUCACACCCAGCCCUCGUCAACGCCAUCAUCCUGGUCCUGCACUCGGUGGCUGGCAGCAUACCGACUCCGUCCAGCGGCAGCUCCUCUCGCAAUGUCUCUGCCGCUUCCUACAGCGAUAUGCCGGGGGGCUUCAUGUUUGAGGGCAUGUCCGAUGACGAGGACGACUUCCAGUCCGGCAGCCCGGCAGGCCCCUCCAGCAGAGCAGGGGGCUCGGCGGGAAUUCGACCAGUGUCUCUGAGCCACAGUGGAGCGACGGGCCCUCGACCAAUCACGCAGAGCGAGCUGGCGACGGCCUUGGCCCUCGCCAGCACCCCCGACAGCAGCGCGGUCACUCCGACUACUUCAAGCCAGGCGGACCCCUCCGGUGGCGUUGGCCCGAUGCCGACAGGGACUCCAGUCAGUAACGACCUCUUCAGCCAGGCUCUGCAGCAAGCUCUGCAGGCCUCCAACAUGACCGCGCUACAAGGCCGCUGGCAGUCCCAAAUGCAGCAGCUUAGGGACAUGGGGAUCCAGGACGAGGAUCUGAUGCUGAGGGCACUGCAGGCCACAGAUGGCGACAUCCAGGCUGCCCUGGAGCUCAUAUUCGCCGGAGGGCCAGGACUCUGAGCCCAUAUCCCACAGACAGCAGCCUUUAUAAAGGAGAGAAAGUGUGUGGGGGGGGGGAGGUUUAGCAUCUUGGUGCUCAGACAUGAGAAGUUAUUGCUUUACACAUACAGUAGACAUUUUUUUAUUUUCAUCAUUACCCUGUUUUUCCAAUUUACAGACAGUAUCAUAUGAGCUCCAAAGUUGACAUAACACUUUUCUCAUCUUGAUGUGACUGGAAGUAUAAUAAAUGUUACUUGCUUAUCUCA
Messenger RNA from Pungitius pungitius (ninespine stickleback), 1609 nucleotides. RefSeq names its product ubiquitin-like 7b (bone marrow stromal cell-derived) (gene ubl7b). The transcript is spliced from 11 exons. Gene Ontology annotation, biological process: ubiquitin-dependent protein catabolic process. Gene Ontology annotation, molecular function: polyubiquitin modification-dependent protein binding. Gene Ontology annotation, cellular component: cytosol. The coding region runs from base 210 to 1364 and encodes 384 amino acids. Lineage: Eukaryota; Metazoa; Chordata; Actinopteri; Perciformes; Gasterosteidae. The record is from RefSeq and is a predicted model, not a curated record.